CCAAGCCCUGUUUACAUGAGCAUAUUCUCGGUAUUUCAGGCUCUGGACGUGGACCGGAUGGUUCUGUACAAAAUGAAGAAAUCCGUGAAAGCGAUCAACAUCUCGGGCCUGGCCCACGUGGAGAGCGAGGAGCAGUACACGCAAGCCCUGGAGAAGUUUGGCGGGAACUGCGUGUGCAGAGACGACCCGGACCUGGGGAGCGCGUUCCUCAAGUUCUCAGUGUUCACCAAGGAGCUGACGGCGCUUUUCAAAAACCUGAUUCAGAACAUGAACAACAUCAUCUCCUUCCCUCUGGACAGCUUGCUGAAGGGGGACCUGAAGGGAGUGAAAGGGGAUCUGAAAAAGCCUUUUGAUAAAGCUUGGAAGGACUAUGAAACCAAAAUAACCAAGAUCGAGAAGGAGAAGAAGGAACACGCCAGGCUGCACGGCAUGAUCCGCACGGAGAUCAGCGGCGCCGAGAUCGCCGAGGAGAUGGAGAAGGAGCGGAGGUUCUUCCAGCUGCAGAUGUGCGAGUAUCUGCUGAAGGUCAAUGAAAUCAAGAUUAAAAAGGGCGUGGAUUUACUUCAGAAUCUGAUCAAGUAUUUUCAUGCCCAGUGCAAUUUUUUCCAGGAUGGCCUGAAAGCAGUCGAAAGCCUCAAACCUUCCAUUGAAACCCUUUCAACGGAUCUUCACACAAUCAAACAGGCCCAGGAUGAAGAAAGAAGACAGCUUAUACAGCUCCGGGACAUUUUGAAAUCAGCGUUGCAGGUUGAGCAGAAAGAGGACGCGCAGCUCCGCCAGGGCGCCACCUACAGCCUGCACCAGCCUCAGGGGAACAAGGACCACGGGACCGAGCGCAGCGGCAGCCUGUACAAGAAGAGCGACGGGAUUCGGAAAGUGUGGCAGAAAAGGAAGUGUUCCGUUAAAAACGGCUUUCUCACCAUAUCACACGGAACCGCUAACCGGCCUCCUGCAAAGCUCAACCUGCUGACCUGCCAAGUGAAGACCAACCCCGAGGAGAAAAAGAGUUUUGAUCUUAUUUCACAUGACCGGACGUACCACUUCCAGGCCGAGGACGAGCAGGAAUGUCAGAUAUGGAUGUCUGUGUUGCAAAACAGCAAAGAAGAAGCUCUGAACAACGCCUUUAAGGGUGACGACAAUACCGGAGAAAACAACAUAGUCCAGGAGCUCACGAAGGAGAUCAUCUCCGAAGUCCAGAAGAUGACCGGCAAUGACGUGUGUUGCGACUGCGGGGCGCCAGACCCCACGUGGCUUUCCACCAAUCUGGGCAUCCUGACCUGCAUCGAGUGUUCGGGAAUCCACCGGGAGCUGGGCGUGCACUACUCCAGGAUGCAGUCCCUCACGCUGGACGUCCUGGGGACAUCCGAGCUGCUGCUCGCCAAGAACAUCGGGAACGCGGGCUUUAACGAGGUCAUGGAGUGCUGCCUUCCCGCCGAGGACCCGGUCAAGCCCAACCCGGGCAGCAACAUGAACGCCAGGAAGGACUACAUCACUGCCAAGUACAUCGAGAGGAGAUACGCGAGGAAGAAACACGCGGACAGCGGGGCCAAGCUUCACAGCCUGUGCGAGGCCGUCAAGACAAGGGAUAUAUUUGGGUUACUGCAAGCGUAUGCUGAUGGUGUGGAUCUUACGGAAAAGAUCCCGCUGGCCAAUGGACACGAGCCGGACGAGACCGCCCUCCACCUGGCUGUCCGAUCUGUGGACCGGACGUCGCUGCACAUUGUAGACUUUUUGGUUCAGAACAGCGGGAACCUGGACAAGCAGACGGGGAAGGGCAGCACCGCCCUGCAUUACUGCUGCCUGACCGACAACGCCGAGUGCCUCAAGCUGCUGCUGCGUGGGAAGGCCGCCAUCGAGAUCGCUAACGAGUCAGGGGAGACGCCGCUGGACAUCGCCAAGCGCCUCAGGCAUGAGCACUGUGAGGAGCUGCUGACCCAGGCCUUAUCUGGAAGGUUCAACUCCCACGUUCACGUGGAGUAUGAAUGGCGGUUGCUCCAUGAAGACCUGGAUGAGAGCGAUGACGACAUGGAUGAGAAAUUGCAGCCCAGCCCCAGUCGGCGAGAAGACCGGCCGGUCAGCUUCUACCAGCUGGGGUCCAACGCCACGUCCUUGGCCAGAGACGCUGCCAGCCUGGCCAAGGACAAGCAGAGGAGUUUCGCGCCCAGCAUCCUGCAGAACGAGACCUACGGAGCCAUCCUGAGCGGCAGCCCGAACCUGGCCAAAGCUCAGACAGCCUCCUCAGCUAGCGCCCUGUGGAAGACAAACUCUGUAGGUGUGGACGGUGUAAGCAGGCAGCGAUCUUCGUCAGAUCCGCCAGCUGUCCACCCACCGCUGCCCCCUCUUCGCGUGACGUCCACCAACCCCCUGGCUCCCACGCCGCCCCCGUCGGCGGCAAAGGUGCCCAGUGCCAUGGAAGCCCUGAGCCAGCAGAGCAAGCUGACGCAGCCCGGGGUCCCGCUGGGCAAAGCCACCCCCCCGCCCCUGCCGCCACAGCCGCCCAGCCGCCUCCCGCAGAAGAGGCCCGCUCCCGGGACUGACAAGUCGGCCCCACUGGUCAACAAAGGCCAGCCGAGAGGACCUGCGGAUCUCCCUGGGAUGGAAGCCCUGGGUCCUCUGUCCAGCACCGCGGCCCUGCAGCCCCCGGCACCCAUGCCCAGGAAGUCACAGACGACCAAGCUAAAGCCCAAGCGGGUCAAAGCCCUCUACAACUGUGUGGCCGACAACCCGGACGAGCUGACGUUCUCCGAGGGGGACGUGAUCGUCGUGGACGGAGAAGAGGACCUGGAGUGGUGGAUCGGCCACAUUGAUGGAGACCCCAGUCGGAAAGGAGCGUUUCCUGUAUCUUUUGUGCACUUUAUUGCUGACUAAAUGGCUACUGAACAAACACUUAACAGUUAUGUUCCCGUUUCGUUGUUGGUACCCAGACUCUUGUCAGAUGCCAGUUUCAUGAACUGUACGGUAGACCACUUGUCUGAUGCCACUGUUCUGUUUUUCAAACUCAAAGGCAAUUUAUAUGUACAAACGAAUUGUUUUUAUAAUUUGUGAUUUUCAUGAAACAUUGCUAUACUUUUAUUAGGAAAAACUAAAUUACCUAAAAGGUGAACUGAAAAGUUAUUUUAACUACAGAAUCAAAGAUCCUGAAUCCACAGAAUUAGCUGAACCUGAAAACAUUUUAAGGCUCGGAAAGAAAUUCUUCCUGCUUUCCUCGGCCCGUUCCCGACGCCGGCGACGUCUGGCCUUACUAUUGUUUAGGAAGCCAGUAAACUAAAUGCUAUCUGUUCACUUUUAUAGACUUUUUUUUUUUUUAAUGCCUUUUUAAGAUUUCCUUUGAAAGCCACCCAAUGUUUAUCUAAAGCACCUUGGAAACUGACACAUUAGCAAUGUACUUUCCACCCGAUUUGUGAGGUUGCAGCUAUCAGUGUAUCCUGCAUGUGUGCGUGUAUCCUGUUGUGAACGAUCCUACCUAACAGAACUACCAAUAGCUUCUCAUGGCUUACGAUAGUCACAGCUCAUUCAUUCCAGGUGAUGUACAACCGCAUUUCCCCAAUUUGGUUAAAAACUAAGGGUGAUGGAUUGCCAAGGAGCCCUUUCCACUCGUUUAUAUGCGUCAGGUGUUGUGGAAAUUGCCUUCCUGAGCUUCCGUCAUCUCCGAUAGCUCGUGGGGCAGCCCCCGCUGUGGCCACCUACCUGCUGUUUCCUAUUGACUGUCCCACUGCCUUUCCUUCCUAGCUCAUGAGAAUGUCUUAGUUCAGUGUCUGGUAUUUAUCUCCCACACCAACAGGAAUGGUAGUUACACUGUCUUGAAAUUUAAUCCGUCCCUUUGUUUGUAAUCGAGAGCAUAUCACAAAUCUAUAGGUCCCGGGUAAUGAAACGCUCCGGGACGCCCCAGUUUUACUGCUGAAGUCUUCAUACCCUUCUUUAACUUAAGCUACCUGGGCUGGGAGGGGGGUUAGGUUGUAUAUGAUAAAAUCAGAAUUCAUUCGUCUGAUGGACUUGACUGUCAUACCUCUACUUAGUUGUUGUGAGCGUAAGUUCAUAGGAGGGACGUUGGAAAUUUGGCGCUCUGAGGAUAAACAGGCACACAGUGCCCACUCGGUGCCCACUCGGCUCUUUACCGACAGUGGAGGAGCGAGCUGGCGUCGGCUCGGAGAGCGAGCUCCAGGCCUGGUCGCGCUGUUGUGAUGGUACCUUUGAGUGAAGCGGCCUGUCUCUGUCACGCAAGGCUCUUCCUAUAAGUGCACAGCUUCUGUUUUUGUUUUUAAUCGCAUCUUGUUUUCUGUUGCUGUUACAAAGGAAGACUGAACAAACUGGAAUGUUUUAUGAUGUGUGGCAACCGCUCUUGCCAUUCAAAGUCCUGGGUAAAAUGUGUAGAUGUGGAAUCAAAGUCUUUUUUUUUUUUUUUUUUAAGCACUACAUCUAUUUCCACUAAUUGUUGGUCGUUUGGACGCUUUGUUCAGUUAAUUGCCUCAUAGAUUUAAGAAAGCAAACCUGUACUUUGCACAGCGCACUUCUUACACGUAUUUUCACACGGUCCUCCGCACCUGUAUCUUACAGUCAGCCUUUGGACGCCUUGGUGCCAGCUUAUGUAUAAGGAAUUAAGGUGGAUUCAUGUCCACAUUUGAAUGCCAUUCCCAGAUCAAUUUAUCAGGUUCCCUGGUACAUAAAUAUCUAGGAAAUAUUUUUCCAGCCUACAGCUUGGUGGUGCUAUUGUGCAGUAAUUAAUAGGACUCUUGCUAGAGGAGAAAUUAUAACCUUUCCUGCUAAUGUUCUUUCCUGUUUAUUUGCUCUCUGCAAAUGGAAAAAAAAAAAAAAAAAAGCAAGUGAGAGGAAGGAAACCAUUGUAGAUAACUAUUUAUAUUUCAGGUUUAUGUUUCAUGAACGUAGCCGCAGGGUUCUGGCAUUUUGGUGCCGUUUCGAUCAGAUCUACUUCCAGGGACUCGGACUCGGAAACGUGUGCAGACCACAGGCACUGUGCGGUCCGCUGAGCGUGGGCAGUGCGCGUGCGGCGUGGAGAGCUGAGUGUACGAUACCCAAUCCCUCCGCUCCGUUACUUUGGUCCAGUUGCAGCGCAACUGUAUAUAUUGUAUAACCUAAAUCAAUCCUUAUUUUCAUUGUCGUUAAUGCAGUGAUUUAUAACUAGAGCAUGUUUAAUGAGUCUACUCUCCCUGUUAACUAGUCAUUUGACUAGAAAAAAAUAAAAUACUUUUAAAUGGA
Messenger RNA from Miniopterus natalensis, 5214 nucleotides. NCBI's taxonomy places the organism in Eukaryota, Metazoa, Chordata, Mammalia, Chiroptera, Miniopteridae. The record is from RefSeq and is a predicted model, not a curated record.